This is a messenger RNA of Sapajus apella (tufted capuchin), 1720 nucleotides long. It is a transcript of the gene TMEM59L, whose product is annotated as transmembrane protein 59 like. The coding region runs from base 104 to 1177 and encodes 357 amino acids. Lineage: Eukaryota; Metazoa; Chordata; Mammalia; Primates; Cebidae. The record is from RefSeq and is a predicted model, not a curated record. The transcript has 7 exons.
UUCGCUCGGGUGACGUCAGCGCUCCGGUCCCCGCCGCAGCCGCUGCGUCCUCCGUGUCCGGCCGGAGCCGGAGUCCCCCGCGCCCCCCGCGUUCGGCCCAGCCAUGGCUGCGGUGGCGCUGAUGCCGCCGCUGCUGCUGCUGCUGCUGGCAUCUCCGCCCGCGGCCUCCGCGCCAUCAGCCCGCGACCCCUUCGCCCCCCAGCUCGGAGACACGCAGAACUGCCAGCUGCGGUGCCGCGACGGCGACCUCGGCCCGCGGCCCUCGCAGGCGGGGCUGGAGGGCGCCUCCGAGUCUCCCUAUGACAGAGCUGUUCUGAUCAGCGCUUGUGAGCGUGGCUGCCGCCUCUUCUCCAUCUGCCGAUUCGUGGCCAGGAGCUCCAAGCCCAAUGCCACCCAGACUGAGUGUGAAGCAGCCUGCGUGGAAGCCUAUGUGAAGGAGACAGAGCAGCAGGCUUGCAGCCACGGCUGCUGGAGCCAGUCCCCCGAGCCUGAGCCGGAGCAGAAGAGAAAGGUCCUGGAAGCUCCAAGUGGGGCCCUCUCACUCCUGGACUUGUUUUCCACCCUCUGCAAUGACCUCGUCAACUCAGCCCAGGGAUUCGUCUCCUCCACCUGGACAUAUUACUUGCAGACUGACAAUGGGAAGGUAGUGGUGUUUCAGACCCAGCCCGUAGUGGAGAGCCUCGGCUUCCAGGGUGGCCGUCUGCAGCGCGUGGAGGUGACCUGGCGAGGCUCCCACCCUGAAGCCCUGGAGGUGCACGUGGACCCUGUAGGUCCCCUGGACAAGGUGAGGAAGGCCAAGAUCCGGGUCAAGACCAGCAGCAAGGCCAAGGUGGAGUCUGAAGAGCCGCAGGACAAUGACUUCCUCAGCUGCAUGUCCCGGUGGGUGGCAGGACCCUGGGGGUGGAAGGGGGCGGGACUGGAGGUGUGGGUCUCCCUGGACCCAGCCCAGGGAACUGAAUGGUGCCUGCGGGUGGGGCAGGCGCUCGGGACUGCCUCGAUGGGUCCUGGCCUGCUGCCUCUUCCUGUCCGUGCUGGUGAUGCUGUGGCUGAGCUGCUCCACCGUGGUGACUGCGCCUGGCCAGUACCUCAAGUUCCAGCCUCUGACCCUGGAGCAGCACAAGGGUUUCAUGAUCGAGCCGGACUGGCCCCUGUACCCUCCGCCGUCGCAUGCCUGUGAGGACAGCCCGCCACCCUACAAGCUGAAGCUGGACCUGACCAAGCUGUAGCCUCCGCUGGCCCCAUCAUUGCCAAUCGCAGGGGCCCCCGGGCCUCACUUGCCCUGAGCCCAGGAGUCCAAGGCCAGGGUGGGACCAGCCUUGGCCUCCUCCACCCCCAAAUCCUUCCUCUCCUCCCAGUCCCGCCCCUGGCCCCACGGAGUCCCUGGGGACACAGUGCCCCAGCUGGGAGGAGGGCGGGAUGGGGCGCUGGUUCCUCCUUGUGCCCACUUUCUCGGGGGCUUGCUACUUUUUGUCUUCUAUUGUGUGGCUUUCUGAGUGUUUGAACCCCAGUCCCGUGUCGCCUUCCUUUUCCCUUCUCUCUCCCCUCUCUGCAGGGGCUGAGGCCGAGGGGGAGCUGCAUCUUGCUAGGGCUUCCCCCUUCUCUCCAUCUUGGUCUCCGGAGACCCAGCUUCCGAGAUGGGGCGUGGGCAGCUCCAUCCCCAACAGAGUGUCCCUGGGGCUCGUCCAGGGCUGGGGAGAAAUAAACCGUGUAUAUAAAAGAG